This is a messenger RNA of Paraglomus occultum, 522 nucleotides long. The record is from the annotation of a GenBank genome assembly. NCBI's taxonomy places the organism in Eukaryota, Fungi, Glomeromycota, Glomeromycetes, Paraglomerales, Paraglomeraceae.
UUGACCGAUAUUAAAUCAGAAGAGUCUCUUUAUGUAUCUCGAUCUCGUCAACGACUCGAACAUCUUAAUGGUCUCACUAAGAUACCUACUGCUAACUCUGAUGCAUAUACUAGAUGGAGCCGCGUAAGGUUAGACAGAAUUCUAGUUGACUAUAUGUUGCGCGAAGGCUUUAAUGAAACUGCCGGACAGCUGGCAAGGGAAGAAGGAAUAGAGUCAUAUGUCGAUAUGGAGCUAUUUACACAAUCAAAGAGGGUUGAGCAGGCGUUACAGAGAUUCAGCUGUACAGAAGCUUUGCAAUGGUGUAAUGAAAAUAAGAGUAAUUUAAGAAAAAUGAAGAGUACUUUUGAAUUUAAUCUACGAUUACAAGAAUUCAUAGAACUUGUCAGAGCAAGAAAAACUUCCGAAGCAAUCGCAUAUUCACGAAAAUAUCUUACGACCUGGCCAGCAGCUCAUCUGAAAGAAAUUUAUCAGGCAAUGGGAUUACUUGCUUUCCCUUCUACUACCCAGCGUAUGCCAUACAAA